UCCGCCAGCGGCAGCAAGCUGUUUUUCCUAACGCGUCGAAGAGGAUGGCCCCCCACGAGGUCCUUGUGCUUGUUCGUAAUCUCAACUCCAUUGCGUUCCGUGCAGCGAUUAUCAGGGAGUGCAUAUUUGUGAACAGCAAUAUCAACACGACACAGUGGUGAUGUCCACCCUCCUCGACAUCCCAACCUCCUCCCCUACCCUUCGCAUAGAGGAAGGGUAAUAUGCCAGUGAGUGGGCGCGCAUAUGCCACCUAUCCUUCACACAGACGAAGGGUAAUUUCACAUUUGCCAGUGAUGAUUCUGCCAGUGAAUGACCAGCGUGGGCUCGACUGGUCCGUCACAGAGGAACGGUGCUAUGUCAGUGACGAUGCUGCCAGUGAAUGAUGUUCAGUUCGGUGAUAUCCAACCUCCUCGACGACCCAACCUCCUCAGCUACCCUGCACAUAGAGGAAGGGCAAUAUGCCAGUGAUGAUACUGCCAGUGAGUGGGCGCGCACAGAGGAACGGUAUGCCACCUACCCUUCACACAGACGAAGGGUAGUUCACUAAUUUGCCAGUUAUGAUUCUAGCAGUGAAUGACCAGAGUGGGCUAGUCUGGUUCGGCACAGAGGAACGGUGCUAUGUCAGUGAUGAUGAUGCCAGUGAAUGAUGUUCAGUUCUUCGACUACCAGGACCUGCGGGCAAGGGCUCCUUUUUCCCAAGUUGGGACUGCGGUGGGCCCCUUCACACAGAGGAAGGGUAAUAUGCCAGUGACGAUUCUGCCAGCGAAUGACCAGAAUGGGCCCGUCUGGGCCCGUAUGGGCCCAUGCGCAGGAACGGUAAUACUCAGUGAUGAUUCUGCCAGCGAAUCCCCAGAAUGGGACCACCUGGGCCCAUCUGGGACCACCAGGACCUGCGGGCAAGGGCUCCUUUUUCCCAAGCUGGGACCAUGAUGGGCCCGCACGUGUCCAGAUGGACUUCAGGAAGCCGGUUUCACACCUGGGCUUACUGGGCUCUCUCGGCAGGUCAGGUGCGCAGCUAGUGGUGGGUUGAUAAUUUUUCCCAAGGGGUAUGGCUUUCAUAUGAGUAGAUUGAAUUUCGGAUUUCGGACUACCUCGAAUGCAUUUGACUGAAAUCAUGUCCAAGUUCAAUCGCAAAAAGUGCUUAUGCAAAUGAAUACGGCCCGGUUCCUGACUUUCUGAAUUCGCUCGAUGCGCCUAUCUAUCUUUUUGGCUUUCCUGCUGAUGAGGAAUACUCACACUAGCUAUAUUCCGUAUUAGAUCGAAGUUCGGACUUCCUCGGCUGCAUCUGACUGAAAUCAUGGCCAAGUUCAUUUCAAAAAGUGCUUCUGCGAAUGACUGGGUCCUCUGACUUUCUGAGCUUUUAACCUUUUUAUCUUUUGCCUUUCCUUUCUGAUGAUUUUGCUCCUCCUUCUGCAUCUGCUGCCGCUUUUGCUUCUGCUUCUAACCUUUUCUAACCUCUCCUACCUCGCAUGCAUAUGACCGAAAUCAUGCCCAAGUUCAUUUAAAAAAACGCAUUGACCACGGAAGUGUGGCAGUUUCUUUAUCAGCUUAUGAUCUUCUUCUUGAUGAGGGGACUAGCAGGAUUUUCUUGUGAGGGUGUUGGGCGUUUUUCUUCCGCUGAAUGCUCUGGCGGCUUGUCGGGUCCGUUCUCACUUUUUCAAAGUUUUGUCGGGCCCGUUCUCUCGAUUUUUGAAGUUUUUUUAGGUUUUUUUCCGAAUUUUCAAGCCUUGCCUCCAGGGUCUGGGUUUGCUUUUUCUUUUUUUUUUUGGGUUCUUGCUUUUCAGGACAAGGGCAGGAACUGCUGGUAUAAGGGUGUACUCACACUAGCACUAUCUUAAAUGUAUUUGGCCGCAUGUAUGGCCGCACCUGGAUGCAUCUGGCAGCAAUUCCGUCCCGAAGUAAGUAAAAAAAACUUUUAGAAAAGUUCUAGUGUGAGCAUGCCCUGGUGUAGUGUUGACAAAGUGAUAACUUUUUUUUCCAGUGGCAUCUGGCUGCAGUGUCUUCACGUAGAUGCAGGUUUUGCUAUUGGGAACUUUUUGAUCCAUUCUGGAUGGUGUGCCUGUGUGGCAGCUUGAGCUGGGAUAGCAAGCGCACUUCACAAAUGUGAUCCACAUAUCAGGCCUCAUUGAUUUGACUUCUCUCUCUCUCUCUCUCUCUCUCUCUCUCUCUCUCUCUCUCUCUCUCUCUCUCUCUCUCUCUCUCUCCCCCUGUGUGUGUGUGUGUGGUACCAGAUUGUUCGAGGUGUGGGUGGGAACUUUGUGGGCUACCUUUGUUUUCUAAGCGCAUGGAGUAAAGGCCCAGUGCGAGU
Chara braunii is the source of this 2308-nucleotide messenger RNA. The record is from the annotation of a GenBank genome assembly. Lineage: Eukaryota; Viridiplantae; Streptophyta; Charophyceae; Charales; Characeae.